Molecule: messenger RNA, 1401 nt
Organism: Naegleria fowleri
Lineage: Eukaryota; Heterolobosea; Eutetramitea; Acrasida; Naegleriidae
Exons: 2
Coding region: 1-1401 (466 amino acids)
Molecular function (GO): nucleic acid binding
Source: RefSeq, a predicted model, not a curated record
AUGCUGAAACGACUAUGGUUUCAUUCAUGGAGUUUGUCUGAAUUUCCUUCUAAUGACUCAAUUAUUUCUCACAAUGAGAACCAAAGCAAUAAUUGUUUUCCAUUCGAUAAUUAUGAAAAUUGGUCAUCACAACAAAAUUCUACGCAAGACCAAACUGUCGACAAAAACAACAAUGAUGAUGAUGUCUCAGAUGUUGGUUCAGAUUUAAGUUAUGAUUCCGUAGACAGUAAUAUCACUACAAUUAGCGAUGAAUUACGUGCUAUUGAAGCUGGACAAAAAUUUUUCAAGCUCUCAGAUAGACCUGUUGAAGAUCAGAAAAAAAUAUUAACAAGUGCAAUAAGUAGCAACGGUUUAGAAUUGAUUUUCAGUUUGAUACAACACAAAUGUAUAAUAAUUUUUGCAUUUAUGAUUUGUGUAGCAUCCUUUUUUAAGUCACAUCUAAUUGUUAAGAAAAGAAAACCAAGGAGUUACUUCAUCAAAAGCAAAUCUCACUUCCAUCAAUUUAAGAAGCCUUAUUUAUCAGCACUCGAUAAUGUUGAACUUUCAAACGAAGAAAUUGCAAAAUUGAAAAAGAGCACAAAAAAAACGAGGAUACCAACCCAAUGUUCAGAAUGCAAAAAUUUAAAAGGACGCAAAGAAUGUGGUUUAUGCAAAGUAUGCUGUUUAAACAAAGGAGGUUGCAAUCAUCAUUUCCGAUAUUACAAAGUCAUUGACUCACUUCAAGACUAUUCAGUUAUAAUUGCAGAUUGUGAAACUACAGAUUUCAAAGUCAGAAGUCUUACUGACUUUUAUGCAGACAAUCUUAGCAACAACAGCACUAUUGAAUUUCCACAAUUUAUUCGUCCUAGAAGAAAAAUAGAAAAAUCAGUCGUAGAAUUGACUAAUAUUUCAAAUGAAAUGGUGCUUAACGGAGUGCAUGAAGAUCAAGCAAUUUCUAGAUUGGUUGCAGAGCUUCCGAAAAAAGCAAUAAUUAUGAUUGCUCACAAUUCUCCAUUUGACAAAGAUGCAAUAUUUAAAGCAUACAUGUAUUGGAGGCAGAAAAAACUCUUGCAAUCUAAUUUCAAGGAAAAUCGGUUGAUAUUUGUAGAUUCUUUAGGAAUUAUCAAACAAAAAUUAUUAGAAAAAUUAGAAAAUUACAAGCUCGGAACAAUAUUCAAAACCUUAUUUGAUCGUGAUAUUGUAGAUCAACAUCGAGCAAAAAGUGAUGUUAUUGCAUUGAAGCAAAUAUUGCAACAUCCCAGAAUAUUCGGAAAUGAUGUAAUUAAUUCUGUGAAACGGUACGUGUCGGAGAUCACAAUCAAAGCCAGAGAUUGUAUUGUAUUUGAUGCUAAUGGUAACAAAUUAUGUAAUGAUGAUUUAAUAGAGACUAGAGUAUUAGGAUUGAUUGAAAACAAACGAUAA